This is a messenger RNA of Neurospora tetraspora, 2331 nucleotides long. RefSeq names its product transmembrane amino acid transporter protein-domain-containing protein. Gene Ontology annotation, biological process: amino acid transmembrane transport. The coding region runs from base 1 to 2331 and encodes 776 amino acids. Gene Ontology annotation, cellular component: vacuolar membrane. The transcript is spliced from 2 exons. NCBI's taxonomy places the organism in Eukaryota, Fungi, Ascomycota, Sordariomycetes, Sordariales, Sordariaceae. The record is from RefSeq and is a predicted model, not a curated record. Gene Ontology annotation, molecular function: L-tyrosine transmembrane transporter activity.
AUGUCAACCUCGGGCAGAGACUCGGGGAGGAACUCACCGGCCCCGGCUAAUGUCCCCGGCCGCCGGCCUUCCUCGCCCGGCGGUUCUUUUCGCCCCGGCUCCUUUCGUCCCAGCUCCUUUCGCGCCCGCUCGUUCGGCACCUCGAUACCGCGCGCUGAUAGCAUCGCCCGCCUCGCCACGCCCGUACCACCACAACAACCGUCUGGCACUCCAACACCUAUUCCGAUAGAGGGAGGAGAUGCUGACGCUGGGACUGGCGCCUUAUCACCGCUUCCCGGUGCUGGGUCACAUUCUGCUGGCCCCGGUGUUUCUGCUCUAGCCGCUGCCUUGUCCAACACAUACGGAGCCUCACCACCUCGCUUUGGCACUCCUCCUGCGCGCGCCCUUUCUCCUGCCCCUUCGGCUGCCCAGCUCCAAAGAUCCGCGACGCCCACUACGAACUAUGGCUCCUUCGAUACGAGACCGCGGCUACCGUCCACUGGUAUCAACGGCCUUGCGGCAUACGAAGACCCCGAGAUCAUCAAGAGACACUUGGUCCAGCCUGGGGAUGGUGCCGGGGAGGACACAAGCGAGGGAUCCAAGGGCAAGCAGCCCGCCGAAGACGACGAUGAGUUCUCGAGUCUGCAGUUGCAGGGUGGUGACAUUACGCGCCCCAUAUACAGGUGGGCGGAGGAGAUAGAACAGCGCAACAAGGCCAAGCGAAGCAAAAGCUUCAGCUACCCCAGGCCUGAACCAGAAAAUGAGGUUUUGGAUAUCAACUCGAUCAAAGUCCCCGGUGGCUUCCGGCGCAAUUACCUCCGGACACACGUGAGAGAACAUUCGGCUCAUCCUGACGACUACGAACACGGUGCGGGCCAGAGUGCGCCCCCACCCAGGUUACUGACUACCAGCUUCCUCGAAUUCCUUUCUCUGUAUGGGCAUUUCGCCGGUGAGGAACUCGAGGAAGACGACGAAGUGCUCAAGCCUGGCGAAUACUUCACCUCCGGAAGCGAGGAGGGCGAGUGGUGGAGCGACGAGGGCUCUGACGAGGAUCACGAGCCCAUGGAGGACAGCACGCUGUUAACGCCGUCUCGACGUAAGAGGAGAAGGAAAGAGCGUGGUGGAAGCGGCCGAAAUAGCCCCAUGAGCGCGGCAAUGCUUCUCCUUAAGUCCUUCGUCGGUACAGGUGUUCUCUUCCUCCCCAGAGCCUACCUCAACGGCGGCAUGAUCUUUAGUAACGCCGUGCUCCUAUUUGUGGCAGCUCUGAGCUACUACUGCUUCGUCCUCCUCGUCACCACUCGCCUAAAGGUGGAAGGAUCCUUUGGUGACAUUGGUGGCAUUCUCUAUGGCAAGUGGAUGAGAAACCUGAUUCUCUUCUCCAUCGUCAUCAGUCAGCUCGGCUUCGUGGCAGCCUACAUCGUCUUCACGUCGGAAAAUUUGCAGGCCUUCAUCCUCGCGGUCACCAAUUGCAAGACAUACAUCUCCAUAUCAUGGCUGAUUGUCAUGCAAAUGAUCGUCUUCCUGCCCUUCUCGCUGCUGCGUGAUAUCGGCAAGUUGGGAUUCACUGCACUUAUCGCCGAUGCCUUCAUCGUCAUCGGUCUGGCCUACCUCUUCUACUACGACGUCCUGACGCUCAACACCUCCGGCCUGGCAGACAUCAUCAUGUUCAACCAGAAGGACUGGACCCUCUUCAUCGGCACCGCCAUCUUCACCUUUGAGGGCAUCGGCCUGAUCAUCCCGAUCCAGGAGUCCAUGAGGAACCCCGAGAAAUUCCCCAAGGUGAUGGCCAUCGUCAUGAUCAUCAUCACCACCCUCUUCACCGUCAUGGGCGCCGUCUCCUACGCCGCCUACGGCUCCAAGACCGAGACGGUCGUGCUCCUCAACCUGCCCCAGGACGACAAGAUGGUCAACGGCGUGCAGUUUCUUUACUCGCUCGCCAUCCUGCUCUCCACCCCGCUGCAGAUCUUCCCCGCCAUCAGGAUCACGGAGAACGCGCUCUUCACAAAGAGUGGCAAGUACAACCCUUAUAUCAAGUGGCAGAAGAACGUGUUCCGCUUCUUCAUCGUCGCUUUCUGCGCCCUGGUUGCGUGGGCGGGUGCCGAUAACUUGGACAAGUUCGUCGCGCUGGUUGGUAACUUUGCUUGCAUCCCGUUGGUGUACAUUUACCCGCCGAUGUUGCACUACAAGGGCGUCGCUAGAAGCGCUCUCUGGAAGUUCUCAGAUGUCGCCCUCUGCAUCUUUGGUUUCAUCGCCAUGGCAUAUACGACUACCUUGACGGUCAUGAGCUGGGCCAGCGCCGGAGAGGGCGGAGGGUCACCCAGCUACUGCGAUGCUAAGGGAUUGAGCCUGUAA